Girardinichthys multiradiatus is the source of this 5993-nucleotide messenger RNA. It is a transcript of the gene pla2r1, whose product is annotated as phospholipase A2 receptor 1. The coding region runs from base 769 to 5226 and encodes 1485 amino acids. The transcript has 30 exons. Gene Ontology annotation, molecular function: signaling receptor activity. Lineage: Eukaryota; Metazoa; Chordata; Actinopteri; Cyprinodontiformes; Goodeidae. The record is from RefSeq and is a predicted model, not a curated record.
UAGAUGUACAUCUUUAAAAUUGUUAGUAGAAAACCAUUUGGAUCACAAGUUUGUAUCAUGAAGUUCAAACAACAAAGAGUGAGUAAAAAGUCAAGGUAACAGUAUGCCUUGUUAUUUGAGUUUAAAUAUUUUAUAUAAUUUUUAUGUAGAAAUGCAACACCUUUCCAUUUUGCAUUAUGUUGAAUAACGUUAUUAGACAGCUGAGCAAAUAACUCAAAUAAUGUUCUUGAAAUAUUCUCUUAAAUUAAUUCCAGAUAUUUUGACAUGUUAAAUACUCAUGAAGAUCAUUUUUAUACGUUAUUUUUUAGAUGUUUAAUGAAGUAUCAUUUCAGGAAGAGAUGUGAAGAAAUUAUGAGGACCUUUACAAAAUAUGGAAAAUCCUCUGUGCUAUUUUGCAAACCCCUCACAAAGCAUUCCCCAUAUGAUACAUGUCUUUAGGAAACCAUCAAAGAAAAGUCAUUGGGACAUUUGGGGAUGUUCCCAGAACGUUCGCCUGUAUAUAUCGUUUUUGCGUGUUAGGAGUCUUCUGGUGAAAAGUCUCCUGGCCGUGUCCCAGUGGAAACACAGCAGAAAGCGGCAAGAAUGCAGCGCUCGGACCCGGGCGGCAGCAGCAGCUCCUCCGUCAGACGUGACGUCGAGGCUGGUUCCCAGCAGAAAAACUGCACUCCGGGGAAAGUUUUCUAGAAGGGGGGGAAACCACCCUAAAAAUACCCGGAACCCCGGAAUGUGCAGACGAUCGCCUCUCCAACAUUUCAGCCAUCUGUCGAAAUGUUUCUGCGCUUCUGUAGAUGCGUGAACUCGGCCGCUGCUGUUGUGGCGCUUAUUUGCUUAACUGUGUUGUUGUCGAAAAUCUGCCUAUGUAACAGCGAGGAGAACGAUGAGGUCCUGGGGAAAAACCAGCUCACUGAGUUUUACAGAAAGGGCCUUUUCAUCCUGGAGAGUGUUACGCUGAAGCGCUGCGUGACAGUGGACCGAUCCAACCUGGUGCUGGAGGACUGUGAGCGUCCCACACACCGCAUGCUGUGGAAGUGGGUUUCUAGGCACCGACUCUUUAACUUGGGCUCCAGCAUGUGCCUGGGCCUAAACAUUUUGGACACGACGCAUCCGUUGGGCAUGUUUGAGUGCGACAGUAACCACCUAGUGCUGUGGUGGCGCUGCCUUGGAAACAUGCUGUACGGAGCGUCACACUGGAAGGUUACGGUAUCUGGACGUUUGGUCGUGGUAAAAAAGAACAUUUACCAUGAGUGGAAAAGGCACAACACUCCCAGAGAAGGCCCUUGCUCACAUCCAUAUGAAGAAAUCCACACUCUUUUGGGAAAUUCGCAUGGACAUCCUUGUGUUUUUCCUUUUAAUUACAACAACAAAUGGUAUGCUGAGUGUACCACGGAGGGCCGUGAGGAUCAUCUUCACUGGUGUUCUACCACUGAUCGCUACGAUCUGUCCGAACAAUGGGGUUUCUGUCCAGUUAAAGCUUCCAGUUGUGAGCAAUUCUGGGAGUCGAACCACGAGCUCCGGGCGUGCUACCAGUUCAACUUGUACACCCUACUCACCUGGAGUCAGGCGUUGUCCACUUGCCAGGCUCAAGGGGGGAAUCUGUUGAGCAUCACCAGCCUGGCAGAGCACAGGUACAUUCGAGAUCGACUGGCAAAUGUUGGUGCAAUGGUGUGGAUUGGGGUAAACCACCUUAAGGAUGGGUACGGCUGGAAGUGGUCUGACGGAGCUCCCUUAUCGCUGGUGAAUUUCACUACAGCUCUAAAUGCAGCUCCGCUCGAGACCAACAUGCAGUGCGGAGUAUACAACUCUGCCCAUGGUGGCCAGUGGCAGAGUCUUGCCUGUGAGUCCGCCCUGCCUUACAUCUGUAAGAAGACACCAAAUGACACCAGCAUAGCUGAGCCACUAGAGAACUGGCAGUACAUCCAUACCGAGUGCGCUGAUGGCUGGUGGCCUCAUAAUGGUUUUUGCUACCAUGUGCUGGCGGAAAAAGAGGCUGGAAGCUGGGAGGAGUCUUCCCGAGCCUGUGGAUCUCUGGGUGCAAACCUCACCAGUCUCUGUUCCUUGUCAGAGGUGGAGAUGCUGCUUAACCUCCUGGCUAACUAUUCCAAGGAAGUUACAGAUGUCUGGAUUGGUCUGUGGAAGCAGGGGUCAUUACCAGGCGUAGAGUGGUCAGAUGGUUCACCAGUAACUCUGACUCUCUGGGACCAGUAUUACCCUGUUAACAACCUGACGGAUGCAACGCUUUGCGUCAAAGCGGAGAAGACGAAAGGUAACUGGCUUUUGGCCCCGUGCGCUGAGCAACACCCUGCUGUGUGCAAAAGAGAAAGCCAGAGUCCCGAUCAGCACAGAGGAACCCUGGAUGAAGGAUGUCCUGUGGGUUGGAAGAGACAUGGUCAUUCCUGUUACACAGUAACUAGUCAUGAACAGACAUUUGAAGAUGCAACGUUAGGAUAUUACUGCAGGGCUCCUCUCCUCACUGUGGAAAACAGGUUUGAGCAGGCUUUUGUCAACAGUUUGCUGAGUGCGAAUGGAACCAACAGCAGCAUGCACUACUGGAUCGGCCUCAGGGACCAGGAGAGGAAGGGGGAGUACAGAUGGCUCUCUCACAAUGGCUCCUCUCUGCCUCUCACCUUCUCGAACUGGAACAAACAUCAGCCAGUUAGUGCUGGUGGCUGUGUUGCCAUGUCUGGUGGUCCCGCUUUGGGCCACUGGGAGGUAAAAGACUGCAAAUCCCACAAGGCCUUGUCAGUGUGUAAGAUGAGUGGCAGCUACAGUGAUGCAGAGCUGCCAGAGCACCACAUUGAUGCUUACGCCUCCUGUCCGCCAGGCUGGGAAUCGCACUCUGGACUGCUUCACUGUUUUAAGGUGUUCCACGAUGAGAAAGUCUUGAUGAAGCGCUCCUGGGUGGAAGCGGACUUCUUCUGCCAGGCCCUCGGGGCUCAGCUGGCCAGUUUCCAGCACUAUGAGGAGCAGGUGUUUGUUAAGCACCUGCUCAGCACCAUGUUUGAAGGAACAGAAGGCCGCUGGUUCUGGGUGGGUUUAAAUAAAAGAGAUCCCGAUUACCUUGGAGUCUGGGAGUGGUCCGAUGGCUCUCCAAUAGUGGCGUCUUUCAUUGGAGAUAAGAACGAGGACGAUGACAGGAGGGACUGCGCUGUGUACAGCGACCUGACCAACACUCUGAUGCCACGGCCUUGUGACACCAAACACGAGUGGAUCUGCAAGCUGUCCAGAGGAGAUAAACUGAGGAAACCUUACUGGUACACUGAGCAGAGCCAGGCCUGGGUGUUUUACCGUGGAGCCGAGUACUUGCUGGCUAAUCAGCAUUACAAUUGGCACGCAGUCUCUUUGGCUUGUCAGAUGAUGGGAGCCCACCUGCUAUCCAUUCACUCCAGGGAAGAGUUGCAAUUCAUCAAGGAGCGGUUAAGACGGUUCUCCCUGGGACCGGCCAGCUGGUGGAUUGGCCUUUCCUUUGGCCCAGCUGGAGAGGAGGUCAGGUGGAGCGACAAAACGGAGAUAGAAUUUCAGAACUGGGCAGAUGGCGGUUUAAAUGGUGAUCUUAGAAAAAAGGGGAUGUGUGUCUCCAUGUCUUCUUCAACAGGAAAGUGGUCAGUAAAAAAAUGCAGUGAACUUCACGGCUAUGUGUGCAAGAGAAGAACGGUAUCUGUGGUAGAGACUCGCCGGGAGCCACACUACAUCGGUGCAUGUCCAGAGAAGUGGCUGUACUUCGGACACAAGUGCCUCCUGCUUCACCUCCCUGGCAAUCCAAAUGAAGGAAAGAGUUGGAAAGACGCCCAGUCCAUCUGCUCACUGUUUCAAGGCUCUCUGGUUGCCAUAGAAGAUGAGAUUGAACAAGCCUACAUCACUAUGCUGCUCCAGGGCAGCUCUGUCGGUGUGUGGAUUGGUCUGCGGGAUGAGGACACAAUGAAAUGGACCAAUGGGAAACCAGUCAGCUACACCAACUGGUCUCCAGUCGAACCAAAGAGUUAUUUCACUCAGGAUGAGUGGCUCAGUGGGGUCGCUGAUGAACCGCUUUGCACGGUUUUGUCCAACAACCACAACUUCCACCUCACUGGGAAGUGGUACGAUGAGAAGUGCAGCGAGAGUGGGUAUGGCUUCGUUUGUCAAAAGCCUCAAGACACGUCCAAACCCCCCACCCAUUCCUAUCACCACCCUCUUCCUGACAAUAUUGAGUACAGGAGCCGCAGCUACAAGGUUGUGUCUGGCAACAUGAGCUGGUACGACGCCAUGCAUAUGUGCAUAGAGAAUGAUUCUGACCUAGUGAGCGUUACAGAUGCCUACCACCAGGCUUUCCUUACUGUCCUUGUCAAUAGAUUGGCAGUCCCGCACUGGAUUGGACUGUAUAGUCAAGACAGUGGCAUCAAUUAUAAGUGGUCAGAUGGCAGUGACACAGUGUACACACACUGGGACGCAUUUGAUGAAGACGAUGACGACUUUGUGACUGGAGAGUGUGUGUUCAUGGACGUGAAUGGAGGCUGGCGGAGAGCAGACUGUGAGACUCCGUUAACAGGAGCGCUGUGUCAAAUUCCUCUGCCCAGCAGUAAAAAGUGUGAGACAUCCUGUCCAUCCACCUGGGUAAAGUCUGGACGAGGCUGCUACAACUUUGAGCCAGUGGUUGAGAAACUCACAUUUGAGGAGUCAAGAAUCCACUGUAAACAGAAAGUCAACACCUCAGAUGUCCUAACCAUUGAAAGUGAGACAGAGAACCGUUUUGUUCUAGAGCAGCUGUUGUCAUCUGGGUUCCUUCACCGCACUAUUUGGUUGGGGAUGUACUUCAACGUAGACACCGAUUCAAUGGCCUGGGUUGAUGGUUCACCAACGGACUACACCAACUGGGCAGGUAAAGGCCCGGACACCAAACUGCUCACCGCAGAUACCUGCGUCACAACCAGGCUGGUUGAUGGUGUGUGGCAUUUAUCAACAUGUGGAGAGCAGCUUGGCUUCAUCUGCAAAACCAUUUCAGAUGUAACUACUGAGGUGGAAGUGGAACCACUUAAUGGUUUACAUCAUGGGGUCAUCCCUGCUGCGGUGGUAGUGGCCGUAUUGAUCUUUGCCCUGCUGGCAGGGGCAAUGUGGUUUCUAUACAGGAGGAACCCUGCACGAUUUCGUGGUUUCCCCUCCCUCGGAAGUGCUUAUUACAGACAAACCAACUCUCAAGCAACAGAAUCAGAUGGAAAUGUUCUUAUUACUGACCUGGAGGCUCACUUAGGGUAAUAUCACCCUUGGAUUUUUGUAUUUUGUGAGUCUUUGUGUGUGUCUCAGAAUUUUCCUGUCUGGUUUAAGGGCCAGGUGAAGUCUUUAAGCUGUGACACCAACUUCUCACUACAGAGCUGAGAUGAUGACAGUGUUUGUUUUGUUUGAAGGAUCCUGUUGGGUCUCUGAUUUGGAUUUAUUUAAAGCAUUCAACUGAGACUAAAGUAGGAGUCAAUCCCUUCUGCUGACACACAGAACCAGUAUCUGAAUUUAUGCUUUAAACUAAGAUCUGAUUUUUUUAUUUUUAUUUUGAGGAAAGGAUGGCUGAAAUCGUCUAACAUAUGAGUUCACAACAAUUUUUUAAAGAGAAAAAGCGUGAAAUCCAUUCUGUUUAUUUGGUAACUGUUCAAUGAAGAAAACCAUUGAUUUUAAAGAUUCAGAAGAUUUAUAAAAUUGAAGGAAAUUUGUGGUAUUUCAUAUUUCUAUUAAAAACAACACUGAUACCUUAAUAUUACUUACCUGAUUCUGUAAAUGAUGCAUUCAGGAGCUUAUGGAUUGCUGGAUCCGUACAUGUGGUACAGUACAGUUGUCAGUAUUACUUUUGUAUUUACAUGUUAUUUUGUAUGUAUACAUGCUGUAUAUUGACGUUGGAAUGUGUUUUUGUCAGUCCUAGCAAUGUCCAAACAACUGAUCUCUGUUUUUAUUUAGGUUUGGUCGUCCAAAGCAAAAUUAAGAAGUGCAUUGUGUACAGUUUUAUUUGCAUUAAAUGAAAUUGAGCUUGGAUUAAA